CGGCGUGACGCUCCUCCGCAGCGCAGCGGGACUGAGCAGGCUGCCUGCCCGGCUGCGGGGUGGACGGACGGAGCUGGGACUCUGAGGUUGGAGUCUGUCCGGAGCCCUCUUUCAACCCUGCUAUCCAGGCGGACAUGUACCGUGGAUUAACGGCAUGUUUUCACUUCGUGUUGCCGAGUGUGUUUUGCCAGGUUGCCGGCUGACACGCCGGGAGGCACCGACGGAUUCGGGGUCAUCUUGAAAAUUAACGGUCGUCCGGCUGCAGCGUGGGAUCUGCCAUGCAAGGUAGCCAGAGAUGAGAAUGAAGCCCAAUUGCAAAUUUCUCCUGGGGCUUUGUUCCAUGUUGGCCCUGGGAUUCCUCUACUACUCCUCAGGGAGGCUCACCUUACGAGGCUGGGGCCACAAAUCAUUGUAUGACAAACAAGGAUUCCUGCUGAAGCUCGAUGGCAAAUUGCCUUUGGAGCUGAUAUAUAAGUAUGGCAACCUCAGUAAAGGUGCUUGUAAGCCUGGCUUCGCUGCUGCCAAGAUGACUGCCAUCUAUCCAAAGUUCACCAAACCAGCACCAAUGUUCCUUGAUCCAAAUUUCAAACAAUUCUCCAAGAUUGGCGAUUAUUUCCCCCCCUUUGGAAUAAAAUCACAAGAGAAGAUCCUAGAUAUUCUUCUGUUGGCCACAAAAAGCUACGGCCUCGGGGAAGAACUGGACAAUUUGAGUUGCAAGAGAUGCAUCAUCAUAGGAAAUGGAGGAAUCCUCUCCAACAAGUCUCUGGGCCAGAGGAUUGACGAAUUUGAUGUGGUGGCAAGGUUGAACGAGGCCCCGGUGAAAGGCUUUGAGAAGGACGUAGGCUCCAAGACCACCAUGCGCAUCACCUAUCCAGAGGGCGCCAUCCAGAAGACAGAGCGCUAUGAGAGCCAGUCCCUGUUUGUCCUCUCAGCCUUCAAAGCUCUGGACCUCAGGUGGCUCCAGCACAUGGUGUUCAGCCAAAGUCUGCGCAGCACUGAGGGUUUCUGGAAGUCGGUGGCCAAGCAUGUCCCCAGAGAGCCCGGCGACAUGCGAAUCCUGAACCCCUACUUCAUCCAGGAAGCAUCCUUCAAGCUGAUUGGCCUGCCUCACAACAACGGCCAGAUGGGCAGAGGGAAUAUCCCAACCCUGGGGGCAGUUGCCAUAACGAUGGCCCUCCAUAACUGUGAUGAAGUAGCCGUGGCUGGAUUUGGCUACAACAUGAGCACCCCCCAUGCACCCCUGCACUACUAUGAGAAGAUCAGGAUGUCAGCCAUCAAAGAGUCGUGGACUCAUAACAUAUCUAAAGAGAAGGAGUUCCUGCUCAAGCUUGUGAAGGCUGGCGUCAUUCAGGACCUGACCGGCGGUAUCUGCAGUGCAGGAUGCUGAGACAGCGUUGUCACGUCUUUUCCUGCUGCACUCUGCUCAUCUUGGCCUGCACCAGCACUUGAUGGACUUGAAGAGACAAAAACAAGGGUCAGGAGGCCAAAUCCCUCAGCAGAGAGCAGUGCUGGCACUUCUCAUCCAUGAUGGACGAAGCAGACGGCUUGGUUCUCUCUGCCUGUAUAUAAGUUUAUCUUUACAAGAACAGACACAGCCCGGCGACAUAUUGCAAGCAAUUGCCUGUUGAGUUGUAAGUACAGUAUUCAGCUAAUGGGCUGGUUUGCAGUACCCGCCCUUGUUACAGGUUCAUGCACAUUUACAUCGUUGUUACGCGUCCUUGCUCAGGGGUAUGUCGGUAGUAUUGGUGAUCAAACCGGCAACUCUUGGACUAGGCAGUGUGCCUGAUCACCCUGCUCCUCUGAUAUCUGAUGCAGACUAAUAAAUCAAGAGAAGUGGGUUAAGAUACUAGAUGUAAAUGUUGACUGUGCCAAGAAUACCUCCAGAAGAAGUGUCCUUCUGUUUAUGUAUUUGAAUGUAAUCACCAUCAAACAAACACUUCUUUUCACACGUGUUUAUUGUACAGCAUGUACUGUGUUAAACUAGGCGGACACUAAAGCUGGGCAAUAGGAAUAUAUCAGGAAUCAGCAGUGAGCUGAAUUCAUUGCUGAUUUUCCUUUUUUUUUUUAACUCCUUUUUUUGCUGAUUUAAAGAUGCUCAGGGUUUCCCAUCUGUGUAUUGUAUUAAACUGUGGCACCCUACCAAAGUUUAGUUUCGACCACCACAGUGUAAGCCUAAUUUUAUCAAGAAAACAAAGUAUUACAUUUACAGUGUUUCCCAAAAAUGAGCUCAUCUGUGGCGCAGCACCAAAAUAUUUGCGUUAUUGCAUAGUAUUGAUCUAAAUUAAUCUCUAUCUCUCACGUUAUGUUCUCUGUUACAAGAGACAAUGGAUCUGUUCUCAGCUACGGAGAUGAAACUUAAAAUUCUGCAGUUUGCUUCAAACUUAAAAACGUGUUUGUAAGCAGUAACUCAAUAAUUUGUGACCCAGAAUAUCAAAUACAUCAACAGCCGCAGACAGAUGGGGUCACUGUGGCUGAUAGGACAGUUUCAACAUAUCGCCCAGCUCUACUGAGUGAGACUGUGUGUGUGUGUGUGUGUGUGUGUG
Messenger RNA from Myripristis murdjan (pinecone soldierfish), 2543 nucleotides. It is a transcript of the gene st3gal3a, whose product is annotated as ST3 beta-galactoside alpha-2,3-sialyltransferase 3a. The coding region runs from base 296 to 1387 and encodes 363 amino acids. The transcript has 11 exons. The record is from RefSeq and is a predicted model, not a curated record. Gene Ontology annotation, molecular function: sialyltransferase activity. Lineage: Eukaryota; Metazoa; Chordata; Actinopteri; Holocentriformes; Holocentridae.